AUGGAUCCAGGUACGAUAAUCACCCUCGUGGAUAUGUGCUACAGGAUUGGUGCCAAGUUGAUAGACGUAUGCUCGACCUGGAGGCAUGCAGAGACUGAGGUGGAGAAACGAGUAAUCAUUGUCGAGUCCUGCUGGGACCGCACGAAACGACAAGUGGACUUUGUUGUCCGCAUCACACCUAUCAUGGAUGCGGACCAUUGCCGUGUCAUAGACGAGCUGUUAAACCAGCUCUUGCUCAGCCUCUCUAUUGCUGUGAAUACUCUAGAAGAAGUCGCCCAAAGGCCGUCGCCUUCUCGACCGAAGAUCUUCCUCUCUCGGUUCAGAUCCAAGGCGGCUUGGGUUUGGCAGAAGGAGGCACUCGACAACGUUGUAUCCGAGCUUGAGGCGUGGCAGCGCCGCUUUGACCCCUCGUGGUACCUUCUUAUCAAGAUCGCAAGCCCAAUCUUAGAUACUGAGUUGGCAAAGGCAAAAGCUGCAGAGGCAAAAGUGCGUGGGCCUGCAACUGCCGCUAAGACCCCUCUUGCUCUCGCUGCCGGACUGCGAAAUGUGCUGUCACCCUCUAAAGAACAAACCAGAUCGCUUUUCCUACCGGAGAUGCAGAUGGAGUGGGCUGAUAUACCCUUCUCAGAUGCCAGAGCAGGCAGACGACAAGACGCAAGGGGAGACAAGUGGUAUAUUGUUGACACCAUCGAGGUCGGAGACGCGACACGAGUAAGCUCUAUUGCCCGAGACGUGCGUGUUCUCGCGGCGAAGCUUGCACAAGCCGAUCCUUUGGCCUUUGGCCUUCUGAACUGCAAAGGGGUUGUCGCAGUUCCACGACCGGACAUAGCGUCUGCCGUAGCCCAGCAGUUCGGCGAAAGCUUGGAGCCUCCUACCUCCGCCCCGCCUCGCCUUCUCUCACCAUCGCCAGGCCAGAGAGAAUAUUCUCAAUUCCAAAUUAUCUUCCGCUCGCCGCAAGAUAUAGAAAAAUUGCGGUCCCUACGCCAAUUGCUGCUCGACUCAGACGAUGACAUCUCAUUAUCCCGAAAAAUCAAUAUAUCGCGUGAACUUGGAAAAGCUGUAAACUACGUUCAUACCUUUGCAUUUGUCCACAAGAACAUUCGCCCCGAGUCGGUACUCUGCUUCGAGAUGCCACAGUCCAAGUACAACCAUUCUGUUCUCGUCGGCUUUGAUGCCUUCCGCGCAGCAGACGCCGGCACGCUGAUGGAAGGAGACAUGACCUGGGCUCGCAAUGUCUACCGCCACCCGAACCGACAAGGUACAGACCCCUCCGAAAAAUACAACAUGCGCCACGACAUCUACAGUCUGGGCGUCUGUCUACUCGAAAUCGGCCUCUGGAAAUCCUUUGUGAAGUACGAAGACCCACCUGAAGCGUCAUUCAAUUCUCCCUCUGCUCCGCAGUCCAAGUUCGGCGAACCAUAUUACGAUUUCAUUGCGUGGUGUCAGAGAAAAAGUCCGAUAUCCUCGUUCAACGAUCUAGCGUGGCAGCUCAAGAACUUCCUGGUUGAGCAGGCAUCUACGAGGCUGGCACAGCGCAUGGGUGAUAAAUACGCGCAAGUGGUGGUUUCGUGCUUGACGUGUUUGGAUGCCGACAACGAAAGCUUUGGAGACUUGGAGACUGAAGACGUCGACGACGACGUCAUCGGUGUGAGGUUCAUAGAAAAUAUUAUGAAGGUAUUAGACAGGAUCUCGCUGUGA
This is a messenger RNA of Aspergillus terreus NIH2624, 1698 nucleotides long. RefSeq lists its product as uncharacterized. NCBI's taxonomy places the organism in Eukaryota, Fungi, Ascomycota, Eurotiomycetes, Eurotiales, Aspergillaceae. The record is from RefSeq and is a predicted model, not a curated record. The transcript is spliced from 2 exons. Bases 1 to 1698 code for a protein of 565 amino acids. Gene Ontology annotation, molecular function: protein kinase activity; ATP binding. Gene Ontology annotation, biological process: protein phosphorylation.